Penicillium waksmanii is the source of this 885-nucleotide messenger RNA. Its product is annotated as cysteine and histidine-rich domain-containing protein. The record is from RefSeq and is a predicted model, not a curated record. The transcript is spliced from 4 exons. Bases 1 to 885 code for a protein of 294 amino acids. NCBI's taxonomy places the organism in Eukaryota, Fungi, Ascomycota, Eurotiomycetes, Eurotiales, Aspergillaceae.
AUGGGAAAGUGCGUUCACAAGGGCUGUGGGAAGGUCUUCGCCGACCCGGAGGAAGAUUGCGUGUAUCAUCCGGGUCCGCCGGUGUUCCACGAAGGGCAAAAGGGCUGGAAAUGCUGCAAACCCCGCGUUCUGACAUUUGAGGAAUUCCUCUCCAUCCCACCCUGCACCACGGGCAAACACUCCGAAGUCGACGACACACCUACACCCGAGCCUAAAAAGGCCGAAGAGCCUCCGGCAGCAGCAACGCCUGUCCCUACGGUGAAGCCCAUCUCCGAGCGCCCUCCCAUUACCCCCGCCAUUGCGACUCCCGGCACACCCCCGCAAAGCCCGUCAUCGAGGAGCCAGAGAUGCGGGGCUUCUUACAAUGGCUCGAUUGCCCGUGAGGAAGAGAAAUGCGUGCACCACCCCGGCAACCCGGUCUUCCACGAGGGUAGCAAAGGAUGGUCCUGCUGCAAGCGCCGCGUGCUUGAAUUUGACGAGUUCUUGAAGAUCCCUGGCUGCACUGAGAAGACGAGACACAUGUUUGUUGGCAAGGCGAAGCCUCCUGGCGAGGAGAAGGUUGAGACCGUCCGGAACGAUUUCUACCAAACCCCCGCGUCCGUCAAUGUCUCCCUCUACCUGAAAAAGAUCGACAAAGAGCGCGCUGUCGUCAAGUUCGCCGCGGACAAAAUCGAGCUCGACCUGCCGACCACGGAUAACAAGCGCUACCAGGAUACCUAUGAGCUCUUUGCUCCGAUCAAUCCUGAACAAUCGAGCUUCCGGGUGCUGGGCACCAAGCUGGAGCUCACGCUUGUCAAGGCGGAUCAGAAUGGGUGGCCGGUGCUGCGCAAGGAUGAUAAGUGGACUGGCCAGCGCAUCCAGAUUGGUAAUGCUGGUCGGGCAUGA